UUUACAUUUUAUCGAAGUGAACAAAUAUUUGAACAAAGUUGCAAAGAUUCCAAUUCAAUUGUUGCAAAACAAUUUAACUUCUACUAUUGUCUUUAACAAUAUUAAUGAAUGAAUGAUUCUUCUUUUGGACCACUUAUCAAUAGACAUUUCUAUCAAAGAUGGUGACACCAAAUUUAACCCUCUUACUACGCAGGAGUUUCAUCGCAAUCAACUAUCGCUACUUGUCGAACAAGAUGCCAGGACAAUUCAAAGAAAUCCAAGCAAAACGUGCAACAUUCGGAAUGGGAUGCUUUUGGGCUGGCGAUUGUCUUUUUGGCGUUUUACCCGGUGUAAUUAGGACUUGCGUUGGCUAUGCCGGAGGACAAAAGGAAUCACCAAUUUAUAGAAAUAUUGGAGAUCAUACGGAAGUCGUCGAUAUCGAAUAUAAUCCAGACGUAAUAUCAUAUACACAAUUACUCGCUUUAUUUUGGCAGAAUCAUGAAUAUGGUCUCACUACAAAGAUCAAGAGACAGUAUAUGUCACUGGUCUUGUAUCAUGAUGAAGAACAAAAGUUGCUAGCUGAAAAGUCACGUGAACAAGAACAGCGAAAGCGUACAAAUCUAAUUCUCACCGAGAUAAGAAAAUUCGAAAAGUUCUACCCGGCUGAGGAUUAUCAUCAAAAGUAUCGACUUCGAAAUCAUCCAUGGUUAAUCGAAACUACUGGUCUCACCAGCGACGAGGUUCUUCGAAAUUCACCUUUAGCUGCUAAAUUGAAUGGUUACAUUGCUGGUGCUGGUACGAUCGAACAAUUUGAAAAAGACUUGCCUAAUCUUGGUUUAAGUGAAAAAGCUGCGCAGUAUUUAAAGAAAUAUGUAAUCGAAAAUCAAGGAAACGGUUUAUAUUGCUAGCUUAAGAAUGUUUAAUAAUUCUUCGUAUGUAGUACAGAUCAAAUAGGAUUUAUUUCCUCGUAAGAAGAAGUUUUUAAAUCUGACAAAAGACUUCCUUACGCAAUGCAGGUUUUCUGUGAACCUGUCUUAAAAGAAUAUGUCUGGAAUCGUUCGCCGAACGAUUCUAAUAAUGCGAAUGAGGGUUUAGCUCGAUUUUAAAAAGUAGUUAUGUUCGGCAAAUAUCCUUCUUGUUAGUAUUAAAACCUCUCGUUUUCUAUCAUUUUUAUUGUAGUAUGUAAGUUUUACUAACAGGAUAUUAAUACUAUACUUCAUGCAUAAAUGAGUAAUAACAGAUUUGUUUGCUCAGCAGUAUCGACAUGUCGUUUUUUAAAAAGAACUAAAAAUUAAUUUGCAGUAAGAUAGGCUGUGAAAGGUAUAUACAGAUAAUUCUGUUUGCAAUAAUUUGUUUUUUGAUCACUUCGUACAUUCUAUAAGUUUUAUAAGUUUAUCGCGUUAUUAUUCAUCCUAAAAAAAACAAAUGACUAUAGAGCAUACAACUGAAGCAUGCUUUUUAAAUUCUUCAAGUUGUAACUUUUUGGAUAAUAUUACUAUUUCGUAUAACAAAUGUUUAUUACAUAUAAAAAUACAAUUAUGUAAUAUUUAUUAAGAAUUAUGACCACGAGUAUUAGUAAAUGUAUAUAAUUUCAAGACAACUGCGUUGUCAGAUACGCACGCUUACGUACAUAUAGAUAUAUGGUAUGGUGAAGUGAGAUACGACUGUAUAUCGGAAUUUAAUGUGCUUCUAACUCAUUUAUUUCACAUUAUAAUUUGUCUUUUAUAUAUACUUUACUUAUAUAAAAUUAAUUUGUAUUGCGAAAAAAUCAAAAUAUAUGUAAUAAUCGUUUAUAAAAAUCAGUAAAAUUGCUGAAAAAUUAAAAUAACGAUUACGAGUUCUACGAAUACUUUAAA
Messenger RNA from Bombus terrestris (buff-tailed bumblebee), 1835 nucleotides. It is a transcript of the gene MsrA, whose product is annotated as peptide methionine sulfoxide reductase. Bases 159 to 887 code for a protein of 242 amino acids. NCBI's taxonomy places the organism in Eukaryota, Metazoa, Arthropoda, Insecta, Hymenoptera, Apidae. Gene Ontology annotation, molecular function: peptide-methionine (S)-S-oxide reductase activity. The record is from RefSeq and is a predicted model, not a curated record. The transcript is spliced from 5 exons.